This is a messenger RNA of Dermacentor albipictus, 1852 nucleotides long. RefSeq names its product cofilin/actin-depolymerizing factor homolog. Gene Ontology annotation, biological process: actin filament fragmentation; actin filament severing. The record is from RefSeq and is a predicted model, not a curated record. Gene Ontology annotation, cellular component: actin cortical patch; cytoplasm; actin cytoskeleton. NCBI's taxonomy places the organism in Eukaryota, Metazoa, Arthropoda, Arachnida, Ixodida, Ixodidae. Gene Ontology annotation, molecular function: actin filament binding.
AUCGUGGACGCCCUCUGUAGCAGCGCGGAGGAGCACAAACUGGGUGCGCUGCGAUCCUGGUAUAACCACCCUUCCCGUUUGCGUCGAGAGGCCUAGUGCGAAAACAAGGACUUGGUUACGUUGUGCCCUCGAUCAAUUAAAUUACAGCCGCACUAUGUCUUCCGGCGUGACAGUGUCCACUGAAGCCAAGACAGUGUAUGAGGAGGUGAAGAAGGAUAAGAAGUACCGCUACAUAAUCUACCACAUCAAGGACGAAAAGGUCAUCGAUGUGGAGACCACGGCAGAGCGCUCUGCCACCUAUGCGGACUUCUUGGAGCAACUGCAAAACUACAAGAACGAGUGUCGCUACUGUGUCUUCGACUUCCCUGCCUCCAUCCGCGCCGAGGGGGCCUCCGAAUGCGCCAUGUCCGUAGACCGCCUUGUCCUCAUGACCUGGUGUCCCGAGCAGGCGAAGAUCAAGCAGAAAAUGCUGUACUCCAGCAGCUACGACGCACUCAAGAAGGCUCUCGUGGGCGUCUACAAGUACGUCCAGGCGUGCGACUUUGAAGAAGUCGGUCAGGAGGCAAUAGAAGCCGCCUUCCACUCAUCGCGCAAGUAGGGACACACACUUGUCAAGGCUGAGGCACCACCCUCUUCGUUUUAUUGUUCUCCUCUGGAGGUUUUUUUAAGUUCACACAAAACAAGGGGGGAAAAAGAAGUGUCCACUUUUGCUCGACAAGACGAAAGGCAGGAAGCAGGCAGCGACUGCAAAUGUGUUGCACACGCCUCCGCAAGAAUGUCAAGACCGGCCAAGACGCCGUUCAUUUGGUUUGUUUUGCAGACGGCCGCUUUCCUCCGGCGUUGUCCCAUAAUCUGCCUGUGUUCCGAGCCCUUGGUACCCUUCUGCAACAAACCCUGUUGAACACUGUUCCUUUCUAUUCUUUGUUACUUUUUUUGGACAUUCACAUUUAACUGCUUGUUUUCUCCAUUUCCUUCAGCAUUGAACAGAAACUGUCACUGUCCCCUUCCCCAUUUUUUUUUUGCAACAGUUCACGUAAACCCGGUUGGAGUUGAAUGCAUUACUUGCAUUUGCUAGCAUUGUUGAGAUUUUGAACAAGUUUCAUCAUUGAUUUGUUUUUUUUUUCCUCUGUUAAUAAAUAGUAAAGCAAAGUUACCAUUUCUUACUGAUGCAGACAUCUUUAGUACGUGCAAACACUUCAUGUAACACGGGGGCAUUUUAAAUGCCUGGUUGGUACAGUCCGUUUGCUCGUGUAAACUUUAACUCCACAGUUUUCAACGUUUACCCCACUGUUAGCCAGGGUUGCUUCAAGCAAGGGAUAAAAGGGUUUCAGGGUUCCUUUCUACCAGAGUUGUGGUUUUUUGGACACUUACUUCAGUCCCUUCAUUCAGCCAAUGUACUUUUUUUUUUUCUUUUACAACUUUGUGCUAGUGUGUUUACCUGCUAACUAUUUAUUGAGUCACGAGGUUGUUUCUUCUGUUCUCCCUUUCUUUUUUCCUGGCAUUUUUUAAAAUAUGUUAGAAUGGCAGUGAAAAAAUAUUCUGUGUGAAGCACGGCAAUUGCCCCCUGCCUUUUUUUGCUAUCAAAUUGCUUUAGGCUUCAGUUUUUUUCUCGUAUACCUGUGUGUACAUGGACAAAUGUGAGGUGUGUUUUGUACACCGGCAAUGAGAGACUUGCUCUGGGUAAAUUGCAGAUGCAAACCUCUUGUCGUGUGAUCCGAUUAAGAGGUGCGAUUACCUCCUUGGUACGGGUGGGCUGACUCUAAUGGAAAUUUUUUUUUUGUGCCCUGGGGAAUGAAUCAAUCUGGUGAACACUGAUGCAAAUAAAAAAGUAUGAAAAUUUUUAUAAAGCUGA